AUGGAUUUCCAGAAUCGAGUUGGCAGCAAGAUCCGUGGUGGUGGUGUGGCAGGAUGGUCUGAAUCCAACGUUGAUCGACGUGAACGACUACGCAAAUUGGCCUUGGAGACGAUUGACAUUUCCAAAGAUCCUUACUUCAUGAAGAACCACCUUGGCUCGUACGAAUGUAAACUCUGUUUGACGCUGCAUACGACCGAAGGCUCCUAUCUUGCGCAUACUCAGGGUAAAAAGCAUCAGACCAACCUUGCUCGUCGUGCUGCAAGAGAAGCAAAAGAAUCAGCCGCUGUACAGCCAGCAGUGGGCCCAGCAAAGCCUACCGUGCAACGACGUACUGUCAUCAAGAUUGGCCGUCCUGGUUAUCGCAUCACCAAGGUGCGUGAUCCUGUCACUCGUCAACAAGGUCUUCUCUUCCAAAUCCAAUACCCACAGAUUGCAAACGAUGUGAUCCCACGCCAUCGAUUCAUGUCUGCCUAUGAACAAAAGGUGGAACCUCCCAACAAGGAUUAUCAAUAUCUAUUGGUGGCAGCAGAACCAUACGAGACAGUCGCCUUUAAGAUCCAAAGUAGAGAAAUCGAUCGUGCACCUGGCAAGUUUUGGACACAUUGGGAUCAAGAUUCUAGGCAGUUUUCCUUGCAAUUCCUCUAUUCAUCCGCUUAA
This is a messenger RNA of Lichtheimia ornata, 657 nucleotides long. RefSeq names its product splicing factor 3A subunit 2. The record is from RefSeq and is a predicted model, not a curated record. The transcript has a single exon. The coding region runs from base 1 to 657 and encodes 218 amino acids. Lineage: Eukaryota; Fungi; Mucoromycota; Mucoromycetes; Mucorales; Lichtheimiaceae. Gene Ontology annotation, biological process: spliceosomal complex assembly. Gene Ontology annotation, molecular function: zinc ion binding; nucleic acid binding. Gene Ontology annotation, cellular component: catalytic step 2 spliceosome; U2 snRNP; U2-type prespliceosome.